Messenger RNA from Lactuca saligna, 369 nucleotides. NCBI's taxonomy places the organism in Eukaryota, Viridiplantae, Streptophyta, Magnoliopsida, Asterales, Asteraceae. The record is from the annotation of a GenBank genome assembly.
AUGAAGAAAGUGAGAAGCACCAUAUCAAGUGGGUGUUUGGGGUUCUACGUAACAUCAAGAGGGGAAGAAGAUGGUGUGAAUGAUUCUCCUUUAGCUGGUCUUGAUGGCAUCUUGCUUGAGAAUAUGAGGCGUGAAAAUUUUGAGCUUUCUAUAUCCCCUUCAAGAGUUAUGUACAAGAUUGAGAAAGGUGUGAAGCUAAAGCCAAUUGAAGAGGUAACCAUUGAGGUGAAUGAAGAGCAUGUGGGAAUGGUGAUGGAAACGCUUUCUCAUAGGCGAGCUGAGGUUACUAACAUGAGCCCUGUUGCUGGAUACUUUGGCAGGACUAGAAUGACAUUAACUUGUCCUUCAAGGGGACUGGUUGGUUACUGA